AUGGUCGCCAAGCCUCAGUCUGUGCCCGAAAGGGUGACCACGGUGACGAAGCCCCCUCUGCCUCCGGCUCCGAAGCCCUCGACAACAUCCUCUGAAAAGAUUCCUCGCCCCGGACCCGCGGCUCUCCUUGUCGUGGAUGCGCCUGGUUCAAUUGCGACUGUUGUCGCUCAGACUCCUGCAACUGCUGCUGCUAUGCCGUCCGCCCCGGCUGUGCCGGCUGAUCCCCAGGCGUCCCCUGCUGCACCGCCGGAGUCUGUCGCCGACCCCUCGGCUCCCGUGUCUGCGGGCCUUGUUGCCGCGCCUGAGUCGCCGACUCCUGCCUCUACCUCGUCCCCGCAGGCGGCGUCCGCCACCACUGGCGGCCCGGCCUCAUUGGUUGCGCCGCCGGUUGGGGAUCCGGCUGCCCCUGUUGUGCCACCGACUGCUCCAGUGGCGCAGCCAUCUCGCCCGCCGUCGCCUGGCCGCCGCCCAUCUCGCCCCCAUUCUCCCGCUCCCCACCCAGAUCGUGAGUCCUCACGGCGCCGGCGCAAUUCUCCCCGUCGCCACCAUCAGCAGGCCCAGUGGCACGCGAACCACGGCGGUCGCAGUGGCUGGUGGGGUCCCCGCGGUCGCGGAGGUGGUGGGGCGUACGAUCCGCCCCUGAGGAUGGCGGAUCUGCAGCGGGCGGUGUCGACUGCGGUGCGUGAGGAGAGGGCCGCCCUGACCCAAGGCAGCUCUCACGCUAUCGUGGCCCAUGCUGCUCCUCGACAGGCUGUGCUUCCUGAGGAUCCGCCGCCUGUUGCACCAGUCCCUCAUCAGAUUCCAGCCCCGUCGGCUCCCGCUGCGUCUGCCUCCGCUCCUGUUCCUGGGUCUCGGCUUCGUCUGCCGCCCAUUCCGCCAGUGGCAGGAGUCGAAUUUGUGGCCGCGGGAGGAGGAGCGCAGUAUCCUCAUCCCGGAGUUGGCGGUUCAGCAACCCUUGCCCUCGAGGAGCCGUUUCAGUUUCUAGCGCAGGCAUUACAGCCUCCACAGUCCCGUGUUCCAGAGGCGACUCUCGCCCAGCUCUUCCGCCUCGCGGAGAGCUUUCACGCUCUGCUCCUGAUACAGGUUCUCGCGCACUCGUCACUUCCUGCAGUUCCCCCUGAGACGUUCCAGGAUCGCCACCGUGAGUCGUGCCUGGACGCAGCCGACCAGCUCGCAGUGCUGCUAGCGCCAGUGCUGGCUGCGCCCGCAGAGGGUGGAGUUGCGGCUGCUGGGCAGCUCGAUGAGGCUAUGCGGGCUCCGUUUGCCCCAUCCCCGCUCUAG
This is a messenger RNA of Closterium sp. Naga37s-1, 1281 nucleotides long. The record is from the annotation of a GenBank genome assembly. Lineage: Eukaryota; Viridiplantae; Streptophyta; Zygnematophyceae; Desmidiales; Closteriaceae.